This is a messenger RNA of Eimeria mitis, 783 nucleotides long. RefSeq lists its product as uncharacterized. The record is from RefSeq and is a predicted model, not a curated record. NCBI's taxonomy places the organism in Eukaryota, Apicomplexa, Conoidasida, Eucoccidiorida, Eimeriidae.
AUGCUGCAGCAAGAACAGCAGCUGCUGCAGCAGCAGCAGCAGCAGCUGCAGCAGCAGCAAGAAGACCUCAAACGCAGACAGCAGGACCUUACGAGGCAUCUAGAGCAGACUGCUGCCAGAGAGGUGCGUGCUGCUUCUCCCUUUGCUGCUGCUGCUGCUGCUGCUGCUGCUGCUGCUGCUGCUGCUGAAGGAGGCGGAGGCGGCGAAGAGAGAGUGCAGCGUGGAGCGUCAGCAGCUGCAGCAGCUGCGUUGCAGAAGGAGGCGGAGGCGGCGAAGAGAGAGUGCAGCGUGGAGCGUCAGCAGCUGCAGCAGCAGCGGGAGGAGCUGCAGCAGCAGCAGCAGGAUAUUGAGGAUCAGCAGCAGCAGCUGCAGCAGCUGCAGCAGGAGUUUGAAAAGCAGCAGCAGCAGCAGCAGCAGCAACUUGAGGAGAGGCGAGAAGCACUUGAAAAGGAGUAUAUAGAGCGGCAGCAGCAGCUGCUGGAGGAGCAGCAGCAGCAGCAACUGCAGCAGCAGCAGCAGCUAUAUAUAGAGUUGCAGCAGGAAAGACAAAACUUGCAGCAGCAGCUAGACACUCAGCUGCUGCGGCUUCAAGAGCAGCAGCAAACAGCAGCAAAAGAGAGACAGGAGCUGCAGCAGCAGCGGGUGCAGCUGUCUGCUCAGCAGGCGCAGCAGCAGCAGCAGCAGCAAGAACUGCAUGCAGCAGCAGCACGACUGCAGCAGGAAGAGCAGCAGCUAGAAGCAGCAAAACGUUCUCUUGCUGCAGCGAGAAGAAGAAAUGAAUAG